Drosophila busckii is the source of this 3553-nucleotide messenger RNA. Its product is annotated as sodium/potassium-transporting ATPase subunit alpha. The transcript has 7 exons. Gene Ontology annotation, biological process: sodium ion export across plasma membrane; intracellular potassium ion homeostasis; proton transmembrane transport. NCBI's taxonomy places the organism in Eukaryota, Metazoa, Arthropoda, Insecta, Diptera, Drosophilidae. The coding region runs from base 52 to 3000 and encodes 982 amino acids. Gene Ontology annotation, molecular function: P-type sodium:potassium-exchanging transporter activity; nucleotide binding. The record is from RefSeq and is a predicted model, not a curated record.
ACAGUAGUAUAUACUAUUUGUUAUAUUUAAUUCCCAAACAAAAUGCAUUUAAUGGACUUGGAGCAGCUGUUCAGGACACUCAAAACCGAUCCUGAAACGGGACUUACCAGUGCGCAGGUGUCAAGGCGCUUAGAGGCGAAUGGCAAAAAUCGUUUUUACUUGCCCACCGAUACCGAACCAAAGCUUUUUGAAUACCUUAGGCAUUGCUUUCGGGGCUUUGGGUUUUUGAUCUUCUUAAGCGCGCUCGCCAGUUUCUUUCUGUACAUUAUGAAGAAGCGCCUUGAUACGGAUAAAGAACUGGAUCCCGAGUAUUGCAUAGCUGGCUUUAUAAUGUUAACUUUCUUCUUGGUCUCGGGCUUCUUUCGCCUGGUGCAGGCCAAUGACGACAUCGAGAUGGUCUUGGCCUUCAGAGCACUCAUGCCAAUUAAUUGCACGGUGCUGAGAGAUGGCAGGAAGAAGAUUAUACGCGCCGAGAAUGUUGUGCUGGGCGAUGUCUUGGACGUAGUUUCCGGUGACCGUUUGGCGGCAGAUGUUAGAUUUUAUACCUCACAUGGCCUGGAGGUGAACAAUGUGGCGCUGACGGGCAAAUCAGCGCCUGUUCGCAUUGAUCCGGAGCAAACGCACCCGAAUCGCUGGCUAGCUCACAAUCUGGGCUUUGCUUGCAGUCAUGUAACCAAGGGCUGGGGCUUGGCCAUUGUCAUAGCUUGCUUAAAUGACUCCGAAGUGGGCAUCAUGGCGCGCUUGUGCAUGGAGCCGUGUCCGAAAAGUCGCGCCACCAAGCACAUUAAACAGGUUACAAUUUAUACCUAUAUUGUUGGCAUUGUUAUGUUCUUCAUGUUGCUCUGCACCAUCUCGAUGGUGAACCAGCCCAUCGAAUGGGCCAUUGAGUUCAAUGUGGGUCUAAUGAUUUCGCUGGCGCCGCUCUAUCUGCCCUCGCUCAUGUUCUUUGGUCUGUUCCAUGCGCGCCAGCGGCUGCUUAAGCAGCAGUGCUAUGUGCGCAAUAUGGAAUCGGCCUAUACGCUGGGCACCACUACCGUCAUCUGCUCGGAUCUGGUUGGCACAAUGACGCAGCGCAAGUUUCAUGUGAGCGAAGUGUAUGUCGAUGAGGAGCUGCUGCUCUCGGAGGAUAUCGAGUGGCAGAAUGCGAGCGAGGCAAAGAUGGAGUUGCUGCAUGCGGCACUGCUUUGCAAUGAGGCUGUGGUGCGUCCGGGACAGCGCGGAGUGCCAGUGCAGGAGAAGAGCUUGUAUGGCCUGGACUUUGAUUGUGCCACGCUGGAGUGGGCACGCGGCAUACUGCCCCACUUUGCGCAAGUGCGUCGUGAGAACGAAAGGCUGGCAAACAAGCCCUACGACACAAUGGAGAAGUUACAGAUGAGCGUGCAUAUUCGUGAGAGGGAUGGCGUGCAGGAGCGUGUGGUGUAUGUGAAGGGUCCAUUGGAAAUAGUGCUGAAGCACUGCCGAGCAGAGGAUGAGUCGGAGUCCGACACGGAAAUGGGUAUAGAUCUUGUUGCGCUAAGAGCCGCACAUAACAAUCUGAAGCAGAGAGGACGCAAUACCUGUGCCUAUGCCAGCAAGGUUGUAAGGGCAAGUGGACGCAUUACCAUCGCCCACGAGGCCUACGACAGCCAUAGGAAGAGCUUUCGUGAGUUUUUGCAGGUGGACAGCUACUCGCUGGAGCUGCUGGGCAUGGUGGCCAUACAUGAUCCGCCUUUUCCGAACAUCCGCAGAUCUGUGGAGCGUUGUCGCCGGGCGGGCAUUAAGCUUGUGCUGCUCACGCGCGCCAGCGUUCUUUAUGCACGCGCCAUUGCCCGCGAUGUGGGCAUCAUAUCGACGCAGAGCGAGACCGUUGAGUUUUCAAGCUCCCGCUUGAACGCUUCCCAAAGUCAGCGCCGUAUGUUCUCUUCCGCCGCCAUUGAUAUGCGCAACUGGACCGAAAGGGAGUCGCAUCAUCAGUACUGGGAGCUUCAGCAGCUGCUGCUAUGCUAUGAGAAUCUAGUGUUUGCAAGGAUUGCAGUGGAGCAACGCUUCAUGGUCGUAAAUGUUUGUCAGGAUCUAGGUGCCAUUGUCACGGUCAUUGGCAACACCGUGCAUCAUACCUCGGCUGUGCGGCAUGGCAAUGUGGGUGUGGCCACUUAUGGCUCCGCCAUAGCCUGCCAAGCGUGCGCGGAUAUUAUUCUGCUCGAUAGCAACUUUUCCACUCUGGCUACGGCCAUUGGAACGAGUCGUUUAAUGUUCAUCAAUAUGAGGAAAGCCUUGGGCUAUGCUCUCAGCUCCUGCAUGCCGAUGAUAAUGGCGCACUUCGCUUUCAUUCUCCUGCGCGUGCCCAUUCGUUUGUUUGUCGUCGUUUCCUUUUUCAUUGAUAUCUUUGUUAAUCUGCUGCCCGCUUUGACUCUAUUUUAUGAGAAAGCCGAGGAGGAUUUAAUGUUGCAAAUGCCAAAGGUCUACGAUGACUAUCUUAUGAACAAACGCACCAUUUUUGUCUCGUUCAUCCUGGUGGGCAUGAUUGAGGCUUUUGCUGUCUUUAUUACCUAUUUUGUCUACAUGGCAAGCAAAGGAUUUUAUCCUAAAACUCUGUUGGGAUCCAGUUUGCAGUGGUUUGAUCACUCCGCUAAUGAUAUCAGUGAUUCCUAUGGACAAGAGUGGAGUUACGGUGCCCGCCAGCGCUUGGAGCACAAGGCUUCAACAAUAUUUACGUUAACCAUUAUUGUUAUGCAGUGCACCAAUCUUAUCUUAUCGAAGACCGCGCGUGCCAGCCUUUUUAAGCAAGGCUUUGGCAAUAUUCCAUUAAACUGUGCUGUUGUUUAUUUAAUCUGUUUGGGCUUCGUAGUAGCCUAUCUGCAAUUGCCUAGCAUGAAACUGGAGCGCAUUGAAAGCUAUACGUGGUUUUUUUACUGCAUUUGGCCGAUGGCGGUAUUUUUAGCACUGGUCGAAUCAGUGCGCCGUUAUGUUUUGAGACGUUUUCCUGGCAGUUGGCUGGAAGUGGAAACUUAUUAUGGUUAGCACUGCUUGGCAUUGCAGUCAACUGCUUGCAUGUACUGCUUGCUUCACAGCUUGCUGCAUGCGCUACUAAUCUAAAAUUCAAAUAUACAGUUCACUGCGGUAUUUUUGAAAUAUUGCAUUUAUUUUGGGAAUUGCUCGAAGCUGUGGUGGUGUAUCUGCAAUUUCUCACAAUAAAGUUCUUAUUUGUGAGUGUCUGUAAUGUGUUUUUCUGUUAAAUUUAUGUUUAAAUUGCAUAUUCAUAUUUAAGUUUCGCUCUACAUGCAUUUAUUUAAUUUUUUCUUUUUGUUCUUAUUUUUGUUUUAUUUUUUUUAGGUAGGUACGAGUAAUCGUUAUUUUUGUGGUUGUUAGACUUUACACGUUUUACUGCUAUUGUUAUCAACAUCAAUAUCCAUCAAUAUGGUAAUGGGGCUUUCAAUAUUUUAGUUUGUAAAUAUGUCUUUUGAUUAAACUGUUGAACAUUUAUGCGUAUAUAAUUUAUAUUGCGAUUAUACUUAGCUAAGUAUCGUGUGUGUGUUUGUGUGCACAUUUAGAUUUGUAUAUUUAAUUUAUUUAU